AUGAGAUAUGGUAUUAUAAAUUUCGAAGAUAAAAAAAAGAAAGAAUCAGAUUUGUAUACAACAUUAUCGAAUUUUAAAGAUGAAUUUAGAGUAACUCAUAAAAUUAAUAGAUCUGACCUUGAUGUACUAAAAGAUGAAGAAAUAAAACAAAU
Entrophospora candida is the source of this 152-nucleotide messenger RNA. NCBI's taxonomy places the organism in Eukaryota, Fungi, Glomeromycota, Glomeromycetes, Entrophosporales, Entrophosporaceae. The record is from the annotation of a GenBank genome assembly.